Messenger RNA from Aspergillus mulundensis, 1407 nucleotides. RefSeq names its product bZIP transcription factor. The transcript is spliced from 3 exons. Gene Ontology annotation, molecular function: DNA-binding transcription factor activity. Gene Ontology annotation, biological process: regulation of DNA-templated transcription. Lineage: Eukaryota; Fungi; Ascomycota; Eurotiomycetes; Eurotiales; Aspergillaceae. The record is from RefSeq and is a predicted model, not a curated record. The coding region runs from base 1 to 1407 and encodes 468 amino acids.
AUGGAGACCGAGUUCUACAACAGCAUCAACUGGGCUCUAACCACCGACUCAACCGACGCCCUCUUCCCCUGGGACGUUUCGCCCCGGUCGGCAGACGCAGAAGGCUCGCGAUGGGGCGAUCUGGACCCCCAGCUGGACCAGCUGCUCUCCGCAUCCUCCUAUCCGCUCCCCGAGCCUCCACUGCAGACCCAGGCAGACACAAACACAGAAUACAACAACCAGGUCCCACUACUCGGCGGUCUUGUCCUCGACAAUGAUAACCUCUCAAGCACGGACUCCAGCGUCCAAAGCACAGGCACAGAGCUAUCUGCGACGGCGCAAAUGCCUGCUCAGCGCUCAUCCCGAACGUCGGCGGCCGAACCGACGAGAAAACGAGGCCGUCCAAGGAAACUCAUUGAUGAUGCAGGCGUGAACCCAGAAGAGCGCCGCCGCACCCAAGUCCGCAUGGCGCAGCGGGCAUACCGCUCCCGCAAAGAAGCCAGCGUCUCCUCGUUAAAGAACCGCAUCAACCAGCUCGAAACCGCAAUGAAACAAAUCAGCACAGCGGUAAUCUCCUUCGGCGACGACCUCGUCCGGUCCGGCGCCCUAGACACACAUCCCGACCUGCUCAAACCACUAGGAAACACAGUGCAGGCGUGCCUCGCCCUCCCAGUCCUGCCAAGCACCAGCACAACUCACCAGCUCGACAUGCCUGCGCAGAACAAAGACAUGCCUCCGUCGCCACACCCCCCUCACACAGCCGAAAUGUCCAUCCCCGAAUUCAUCGACCGCCUGCACGUAACCUGCUGCUACCAGGCGUACCUCGUCACCGCGAACCCGUCCAUCCCGCAGCGGCGCAUCGAGCGCCCCUUCCGCAUCCUACUGGGUCUUAUGCCGCGCGCCUUCGUGGCCGAGUUCUUCAAGGACUGGCUUCUCGCGCGCGCGGGGCACAAGGACAUGGCGCACUGGGCGCACAUCCCGUUCUUCCGAGUCGGGGGCGCAGGGACGCAUUAUCCGUCGCCGGCGAACGUGCACCAUCCGUUUCCAGCGCAGCGGGGUGGCGGCGCUGCCGAUGAAACUGUAAAUAUCCAAGAGGACGUCGCGGCGUUCACGGGCGAUCUGAGCGACGACGAGAUCGAGGAUGUGUGGUUUGACCUGGGUGAUUUGCAGGGGUAUCUCGCUGAGCGGGGCGUUCUGUUUCCGGAGUACAGCAUGGAGGUGAGUAUGGUUGGCCUGGACGUGAGGGAGAAGAACAAGGAUCCUGGUGCGACGAGUGUGGCGCGGCUGAUGCAGGCGCUCGUGCGCUGCGCAAUCUGUCUCGGGCGCUCGCCGGGCUUCCGACGGCGCGAUGUGCAAGCAGCCGUGGACGCAUUCGUCGCUGCUCAGCACUCGGCAGGGCAUACUAAUAGUACUACUACUGUCACAUAA